UUGGGGGCCUUCCCUUCGAACCCCCCACCCCACAUUCUCCGAGCCCGCCCGCCCUCGCUUAUGCCUCGGCGCUGAGCUGCUCUCUGAGUGCCCGCCGACAUGAGCUGCAACGGAGGCUCUCACCCGCGGAUCAACACGCUGGGCCGCAUGACCCGCGCGGAGUCCGGUCCCGACCUGCGCUACGAGGUGACCUGCGGCGGCGGCGGCGGUGGGGGCGGCGGCGGCGGCGGGGGCACCAGCAGGAUGUACUACUCCCGGCGCUGCACGGUCACCGACCAGAACUCGGACGGCUACUGUCAAACUGGGACGAUGUCCAGGCACCAGAACCAGAACACCAUCCAGGAGCUUCUCCAGAACUGCUCGGACUGCCUGAUGCGGGCAGAGCUGAUCGUGCAGCCGGAGCUGAAAUACGGAGAUGGAAUACAGCUGGCUCGGAGCAGAGAACUGGAUGAGUGCUUCGCCCAGGCCAAUGAUCAGAUGGAAAUUACCGAUAGCUUGAUCAGAGAGAUGCGACAGAUGGGCCAGCCGUGUGAUGCUUAUCAGAAAAGACUGCUGCAGCUCCAGGAGCAGAUGCGAGCCCUUUAUAAAGCCAUCAGUGCCCCUCGAGUCCGAAGGGCCAGCUCCAAGGGUGGUGGAGGGUACACCUGUCAGAGUGGCUCUGGCUGGGAUGAAUUCACCAAGCGCGUCACCAGUGAAUGUCUGGGGUGGAUGAGGCAGCAGAGGGCGGAGAUGGACAUGGUGGCCUGGGGCGUGGACCUGGCCUCCGUGGAGCAGCACAUCGACAGCCACAGGAGCAUCCACAAUGCCAUCGGGGACUACCGCUGGCAGCUGGACAAGAUCAAAGCCGACCUGCGGGAGAAAUCUGCCAUCUACCAGUUGGAGGAGGAGUAUGAAAACCUGCUGAAAGCGUCCUUCGAGAGGAUGGAUCACCUGCGGCAGCUGCAGAACAUCAUCCAGGCCACGUCCCGAGAGAUCAUGUGGAUCAAUGACUGCGAGGAGGAGGAGCUUCUGUACGACUGGAGUGACCGCAACACCAACAUCGCCCAGAAGCAGGAGGCCUUCUCUAUACGCAUGAGCCAACUGGAGGUUAAGGAAAAAGAGCUCAAUAAACUUAAACAAGAAAGUGACCAGCUUGUCCUCAAUCAGCAUCCGGCUUCAGACAAAAUUGAGGCCUAUAUGGACACUCUUCAGACUCAGUGGAGCUGGAUUCUUCAGAUCACCAAGUGCAUUGACGUUCACCUCAAAGAAAACGCUGCCUACUUUCAGUUCUUUGAAGAGGCCCAGUCAACCGAAGCCUACCUGAAAGGCCUUCAGGACUCCAUCAGAAAGAAAUACCCCUGUGACAAGAACAUGCCCCUGCAGCGCCUGCUGGACCAGAUCAAGGAGCUGGAGAAAGAACGAGAGAAAAUCCUUGAAUACAAGCGUCAGGUACAGAACUUGGUCAACAAGUCCAAGAAGAUUGUGCAGCUGAAACCACGGAACCCGGACUAUAGGAGCAACAAACCCAUUAUUCUCAGGGCUCUCUGUGACUACAAACAAGAUCAGAAAAUCGUGCACAAAGGGGACGAGUGCAUCCUGAAGGACAAUAAUGAGCGCAGCAAGUGGUAUGUGACCGGUCCCGGAGGCGUGGACAUGCUCGUCCCUUCCGUUGGUCUGAUCAUCCCUCCUCCAAACCCUCUGGCUGUAGACCUCUCGUGCAAGAUCGAGCAGUACUACGAGGCCAUCUUGGCUCUGUGGAACCAGCUAUACAUCAACAUGAAGAGCCUGGUGUCCUGGCACUACUGCAUGAUUGACAUCGAGAAAAUCAGGGCCAUGACCAUCGCCAAGCUGAAAACCAUGCGGCAGGAAGAUUACAUGAAGACAAUAUCUGACCUUGAGCUGCAUUACCAAGAGUUCAUCAGAAACAGCCAGGGCUCAGAGAUGUUUGGAGAUGAUGACAAACGGAAGAUGCAGUCUCAGUUCACGGACGCCCAGAAGCACUACCAGACCCUGGUGAUCCAGCUCCCUGGCCACCCCCAGCACCAGACAGUAACCACCACUGAAAUCACUCAUACUUCCUGCCAAGAUCUCAACCAUAAUAAAGUGAUCGAAACCAACCGAGAAAAUGACAAGCAAGAAACAUGGCUGCUGAUGGAGCUCCAGAAGAUUCGCAGGCAGAUGGAGCACUGUGAGGGCAGAAUGACCCUUAAAAACAUGCUCCUAGCAGACCAGGGGUCUACGCACCACAUCACAGUGAAAAUAAAUGAGCUGAAGAGUGUGCAGAACGAUUCUCAAGCAAUUGCUGAGGUUCUCAACCAGCUGAAAGACAUGCUAGCGAACUUCAGAGGUUCGGAAAAAUACUGCUACUUACAGAAUGAGAUAUUCGGGCUGUUCCAGAAACUGGAAAAUAUCAAUGGUGUGACAGAUGGCUACUUAAACAGCUUAUGCACAGUGAGAGCUCUACUCCAGGCUAUCCUGCAGACAGAAGACAUGUUGAAGGUGUACGAAGCCAGACUCACCGAAGAGGAAACCGUGUGCCUGGAUCUGGAUAAAGUGGAAGCUUACCGCUGUGGACUGAAGAAAAUCAAAAAUGACUUGAACUUGAAGAAGUCCUUGCUGGCCACCAUGAAGACAGAGCUGCAGAAAGCACAGCAGAUCCACUCCCAGACCUCACAGCAGUAUCCACUCUAUGACCUGGAUCUGGGCAAGUUCAGUGACAAAGUCACACAGCUGACAGACCGCUGGCAAAAAAUAGAUAAACAGAUAGACUACAGACUGUGGGACCUCGAGAAACAAAUCAAGCAACUGAGGAAUUACCGUGAUAACUAUCAGGCUUUCUGCAAGUGGCUCUAUGAUGCUAAACGCCGCCAGGAUGCCUUGGAAUCCAUGAAGUUUGGUGACUCCAACACAGUCAUGCGAUUUUUGAAUGAGCAGAAGAACUUGCAUAAUGAAAUAUGUGGGAAACGAGACAAAUCAGAAGAAGUGCAAAAAAUUGCCGAACUUUGUGCUAAUUCAAUUAAGGAUUAUGAACUCCAGCUGGCAUCAUACACCUCAGGCUUGGAAACUCUCCUGAACAUACCUAUCAAGAGAACCAUGGUCCAGUCUCCCUCUGGGGUGAUUCUGCAAGAGGCUGCAGAUAUCCACGCUCGGUACAUAGAACUACUUACAAGGUCUGGAGACUACUAUAGAUUCUUAAGUGAGAUGCUGAAGAGUUUGGAAGAUCUGAAGCUGAAAAAUACCAAGAUCGAAGUUUUGGAAGAGGAGCUCAGGUUGGCCCGGGAUGCCAACUCUGAAAACUGCAACAAGAACAAAUUCCUGGAUCAGAACCUGCAGAAAUACCAGGCGGAAUGUUCCCAGUUCAAAGCCAAGCUCGUGAGCUUGGAGGAGCUGAAGAGGCAAGCGGAGCUGGAUGGAAAGUCCGCGAAGCAAAACCUGGACAAGUGCUACGGUCAAAUAAAAGAGCUGAAUGAGAAGAUCACUCGGCUGACUUACGAGAUUGAAGACGAGAAGCGGAGGAGGAAGGCGGUGGAAGACAGGUUUGACCAGCAGAAGAGUGACUAUGACCAGCUGCAGAAGGCCAGGCAGUGUGAGAAGGAGAGCCUGGGCUGGCAGAAGAUGGAGUCUGAGAAAGCCAUCAAGGAGAAGGAGUACGAGAUAGAGAGGUUGAGGGUUCUUCUGCAGGAGGAGGGCGCCCGGAAGAGAGAAUAUGAAAAUGAGCUGGCAAAGGUAAGAAACCACUAUAAUGAGGAGAUGAGUAAUUUAAGGAACAAGUAUGAAACAGAGAUUAACAUUACGAAGACCACCAUCAAGGAGAUCUCCAUGCAGAAGGAGGACGAUUCCAAAAACCUGAGGAACCAGCUUGACCGCCUCUCGAGGGAAAACCGCGACCUGAAGGAUGAGAUCGUCCGGCUCAACGACAGCAUCCUGCAGACCACGGAGCAGCGGCGGCGGGCGGAGGAGGACGCCCUGCAGCAGAAAGCCUGCGGCUCCGAGAUGCUGCAGAAGAAGCAGCACCUGGAGCUGGAGCUGAAGCAGGUCCUCCAGCAGCGCUCCGAGGACAACGCUCGACACAAGCAGUCCCUGGAGGAGGCGGCGAAGACCAUCCAGGACAAGAACAAGGAGAUCGAGAGACUCAAAGCCGAGUUUCAGGAGGAGGCCAAGCGCCGCUGGGAGUAUGAGAAUGAACUGGCAAAGGUAAGGAACAGUUACGAUGAGGAGAUCAUCAGCUUGAAGAACCAGUUCGAGACGGAGAUCAACAUCACCAAGACCACCAUCCACCAGCUCACCAUGCAGAAGGAGGAGGACACCAGCGGCUACCGAGCCCAGAUUGACGCCCUCACCCGGGAGAACCGGAGCCUGUCCGAGGAGGUGAAGCGGCUGAAGGACACGCUGGCCCAGACCACGGAGACGCUCCGGAGGGUGGAGGAGAGCGCCCAGCAGCAGAAGGCCACCGGCACCGAGGUGUCGCAGAGGAAGCAGCAGCUGGAGAUCGAGCUGCGCCAGGUCACCCAGAUGCGCACGGAGGAGAGCCUGCGCUACAAGCAGUCUCUCGACGAUGCCGCCAAGACGAUCCAGGACAAAAACAAGGAGAUAGAAAGGCUCAAACAGCUGAUCGACUCAGAAACCAGCGCACGGAAGUGCCUGGAGGAGGAGAACGCGAAGCUGCAGAGGACCCAGUAUGAGCUGCAGAAAGCCAACAGCAGCGCCGCCGAGACUAUCGGGAAGCUGAAGCUGCAGGAGCAGGAGCUCUCGCGGCUGCGGAUCGACUACGAGAGGGUGUCCCAGGAGAGGAGCGUAAAGGACCAGGACAUCUCGCGGUUCCAGAGCUCCCUGAAGGACCUGCAGCUGCAGAAGCAGAAGGUGGAAGACGAGCUGGCCCGGCUGCGGAGGACCGCCUGCGAGGACUCGUCCAAGAGGAAGAAGCUGGAGGAGGAGCUGGAAGGCAUGAGGCGGUCCCUGAAGGAGCAGGCGAUCAAGAUCACCAGCCUGACGCAGCAGCUGGAGCAGGCGUCCAUCGUGAAGAAACGCAGCGAGGACGACCUGCGGCAGCAGAGGGACGUGCUGGAGGGCCACCUGCGGGACAAGCAGCGGACGCAGGAGGAGCUGAGAAGGCUCUCCGGCGAGGUGGAGGCCCUCCGGCGGCAGCUGCUCCAGGAGCAGGACAACGUCAAGCAGGCUCACCUGAGGAACGAGCACUUCCAGAAGGCGAUCGAGGACAAGAGCCGGAGCUUGAACGAGAGCAAAAUCGAAAUCGAGAGGCUGCAGUCUCUCACGGAGAACCUGACCAAGGAGCACCUGAUGCUGGAGGAGGAGCUUCGGAACCUGCGGCUGGAGUACGACGACCUCAGGAGGAGCCGGAGCGAGGCGGACAGCGACAAAAACACUACCAUCUCCGAGCUCCGGAGCCAGCUCCAGCUGAGCAACAGCCGGACCCUGGAGCUGCAGGGGCUCAUUAAUGAUUUACAGAGAGAGAGGGAAAAUUUGAGACAGGAAAUUGAGAAAUUCCAAAAGCAGGCUUUAGAGGCAUCGAACAGGAUUCAGGAAUCCAAGAACCAGUGCACUCAGGUGGUGCAGGAAAGGGAGAGCCUUCUGGUGAAGAUCAAAGUUCUGGAGCAGGACAAGAGCCGUCUGCAGAGGCUGGAGGAUGAGCUCAACCGCCUGAAAACAGCGCUGGAGGCGGAAAGCAGGCUGAAGCAGCGCCUGGAGUGCGAGAAGCAGCAGAUCCAGAAUGACCUCAACCAGUGGAAAACCCAGUACUCCCGCAAGGAAGAGACCAUUAGGAAGAUCGAGUCGGAGAGAGAAAAGAGCGAGAGGGAGAAGAACAGCUUCCGGAGCGAGAUCGAGAGACUGCAGGCCGAGAUCAAGAGGAUCGAGGAGCGGUACAGGCGCAAGCUGGAGGACUCCACCAGGGAGACGCAGUCGCAGCUGGAAACGGAGCGCUCCCGCCUUCAGAGGGAGAUCGACAGGCUCAAGCAGCGUCCCUACGGCUCCCACCGAGAGACCCAGACUGAGUACGAGUGGACCGUCGACUCCUCCAAGCUGGUGUUCGAUGGACUGAGGAAGAAGGUGACGGCCAUGCAGCUCUACGAGUGCCAACUGAUUGACAAAACAACCUUGGACAAACUGUUGAAGGGGAAGAAGUCCGUGGAAGAGGUUGCCUCUGAAAUCCAACCUUUCCUUCGGGGUGCGGGAGCCAUCGCCGGAGCAUCUGCUUCCCCGAAGGAGAAGUAUUCCCUGGUGGAGGCCAAGAGGAAGAAGUUAAUCACCCCAGAAUCCACAGUCAUGCUCCUGGAGGCCCAGGCAGCUACAGGCGGUAUAAUCGACCCCCACAGGAACGAGAAGCUGACUGUGGACAACGCCAUCGCUCGGGACCUCAUCGACUUCGAUGACCGCCAGCAGAUAUACACAGCAGAGAAAGCCAUCACUGGUUUUGACGACCCGUUCUCCGGCAAGACGGUCUCUGUUUCGGAAGCCAUCAAGAAAAACCUGAUCGACAGAGAAACCGGAAUGCGCCUGCUGGAAGCCCAGAUUGCUUCAGGGGGUGUGGUGGACCCCGUGAAUAGUGUCUUUUUGCCAAAAGAUGUAGCGUUGGCCCGUGGGCUGAUUGACAGAGAUUUGUAUCGGUCCCUGAAUGAUCCCCGAGAUAGUCAGAAAAACUUUGUGGAUCCAGUCACCAAAAAGAAAGUCAGUUACAUGCAACUGAGGGAACGCUGCAGAAUCGAACCACACACGGGGCUGCUCUUGCUGUCGGUACAGAAGAGAAGUAUGUCCUUCCAAGGAAUCAGACAACAGGUGACCGUCUCUGAGCUGGUGGAUUCCGGUAUACUGAGACCAUCCACUGUAAACGAACUGGAAUCAGGUCAGAUUUCCUAUGAUGAGGUUGGCGAGAGAAUUAAAGACUUCCUUCAGGGUUCAAGUUGCAUAGCAGGCAUAUACAAUGAGACCACGAAGCAGAAGCUUGGCAUUUAUGAGGCCAUGAAGAUUGGCUUGGUCCGACCUGGUACUGCCCUGGAGUUGCUGGAAGCCCAAGCAGCCACUGGCUUUAUAGUGGAUCCUGUCAGCAACUUGCGGUUACCGGUGGAGGAAGCCUACAAAAGAGGCCUGGUGGGUAUUGAGUUCAAAGAGAAGCUCCUGUCUGCAGAACGAGCCGUCACUGGGUACAAUGAUCCCGAAACAGGAAACAUUAUCUCUUUGUUCCAAGCCAUGAACAAGGAACUCAUUGAAAAGGGCCACGGCAUCCGUUUAUUGGAAGCACAGAUCGCGACGGGCGGCAUCAUCGACCCGAAGGAGAGCCAUCGUUUGCCGGUUGACAUGGCCUACAAGAGGGGCUACUUUAAUGAGGAGCUCAGUGAGAUUCUGUCAGAUCCAAGUGAUGAUACGAAAGGGUUUUUUGACCCCAACACCGAAGAGAAUCUUACGUAUCUGCAGCUGAAAGAACGGUGCAUCAAGGAUGAGGAGACAGGGCUCUGUCUCCUGCCCCUGAAGGAGAAGAAGAAGGAGGUGCAGACGUCACAGAAGAACACUCUGAGGAAGCGUAGAGUGGUCAUUGUUGACCCAGAGACCAACAAGGAGAUGUCCGUUCAGGAGGCCUACAAGAAGGGCCUGAUAGAUUAUGAAACUUUCAGAGAACUGUGUGAGCAGGAGUGUGAGUGGGAAGAAAUAACCAUCACUGGAUCGGAUGGCUCCACCAGGGUGGUCCUGGUCGACAGGAAGACAGGCAGUCAAUAUGAUAUCCAAGACGCCAUUGACAAGGGCCUCAUUGACAGGAAGUUCUUCGAUCAGUACCGAUCCGGCAGCCUCAGCCUCACUCAGUUUGCUGAUAUGAUCUCCUUGAAAAACGGUGUUGGCAACAGCAGUGGGAUAGGGGGUGGUGUCAGCGAUGAGGUUUUCAGCAACUCCCGACAUGAGUCAGUGAGUAAGAUUUCCACCGUCUCCAGUGUCAGGAACAUAACCAUCCGGAGCAGCUCUCUGUCUGACCCGCUGGAAGAAUCGAGCCCCAUUGCAGCCAUCUUUGACACAGAAAACUUGGAGAAGAUCUCCAUCACGGAAGGAAUCGAGCGGGGCAUCGUCGACAGCAUCACGGGUCAGAGGCUUCUGGAGGCGCAGGCCUGCACGGGCGGCAUCAUCCACCCAACCAGCGGUCAGAAGCUGUCACUUCAGGACGCAGUCUCCCAGGGCCUGAUCGACCAAGAUAUGGCCACCAGGCUGAAGCCCGCUCAGAAAGCCUUCAUCGGCUUUGAAGGUGUGAAGGGAAAGAAGAAGAUGUCAGCCGCAGAGGCAGUCAAAGAAAAAUGGCUCCCCUACGAGGCAGGUCAGCGCUUCCUGGAGUUCCAGUACCUCACUGGGGGCCUUGUUGACCCGGAAGUGCAUGGGAGGAUAAGCACGGAAGAAGCCAUCAGGAAGGGGUUCAUCGACGGCAGAGCCGCUCAGAGGCUGCAGGACACCAGCAGCUAUGCCAAAAUCCUGACCUGCCCCAAAACCAAAUUAAAAAUAUCCUAUAAGGAUGCCAUGAAUCGCUCCAUGGUGGAAGAUAUCACUGGCCUUCGCCUUCUGGAGGCUGCCUCUGUUUCAUCUAAGGGCUUGCCUAGCCCCUAUAACAUGUCUUCUGCCCCAGGCUCCCGCUCUGGAUCCCGCUCCGGCUCUCGCUCUGGAUCCCGCUCUGGCUCUCGCUCUGGUUCCCGCAGUGGGUCCCGGAGAGGAAGCUUUGAUGCGACCGGGAAUUCCUCCUACUCUUACUCCUACUCCUUCAGCAGUAGCUCUAUUGGGCACUAGUAGUCAGUUACUUGCUAUUUUCUUGGGUUCGUUUACGUGAAUGUUCACUUUAUUAAAUACUUUACUAGAAGAAGACCUAGUGCUUGCAGUAUAGUGAUAGAACUUUCUGUGAUUCUGAGAUAUAACCCUGGUUGAAAUCAAGUAGUAAAGGCUGUUCUGGCUUUUUAUCUUCUUAGCUCACCCGAAGUACGUAAUAUGCUGAGUGUAGUACGUAUGAUGUGGUAAUCAGUUGUAAGGAUAGCACAAAUUGAAUCUAGAGUUUGUUCCUUCCGUGUUUAGAUUUUUGAUUGAUGCUUGUACUCUUUUAGCCUAUAGUAUGUAUUUCUGUUCUUGGAGAUGAAAUUACGCUGAUCAUGGUUAUUUUAGUCCUCAUUCUGUUUCAUCUAAAUGCUUCCAUUUUUCUGUAUUAGGAGAAAAUUACCCCUCCCAUUCUCCCUAGAAUACUCCACCGCAAACCCAAACAUUUUGGAAUAAGUCUCCUUUAGUUUUAGAUUGUGGAUUGUGUAACCUAUAUGCUCUUAAAUGCACCCAUUUGGUUUGGCAUUAAUUUGACUAUACGUGCAUGAUAGCAGCAAUCUUUGCUUCUCUUUGGCCAAAGUUUUCUGUUUAUUUUGCUCGUCAUUUACUAUGUACUUUAAAAAGGUGUCUUUAUGAAGUUUGCUAUUCUGGCAAUAAACUUUUAGACUUUUGAA
This is a messenger RNA of Mustela erminea (ermine), 9443 nucleotides long. It is a transcript of the gene DSP, whose product is annotated as desmoplakin. The transcript is spliced from 24 exons. Gene Ontology annotation, biological process: wound healing; intermediate filament cytoskeleton organization; cell-cell adhesion. Lineage: Eukaryota; Metazoa; Chordata; Mammalia; Carnivora; Mustelidae. Bases 100 to 8751 code for a protein of 2883 amino acids. Gene Ontology annotation, cellular component: intermediate filament; cytoplasm; cytoskeleton. Gene Ontology annotation, molecular function: protein binding; structural molecule activity. The record is from RefSeq and is a predicted model, not a curated record.